GCUUCGACGCAGGAGGCGGGGCUGCUCAGUCCUCCAGGCGUCGGUGCUCUGCGUUGUUGGAAUCUUGUUGCUUGCUUGGCUGUGCGCGCGUGCGCCGACAUGGCCUCAAACGAUUAUACCCAACAAGCAACCCAAAGCUAUGGGGCCUACCCCACCCAGCCUGGGCAGGGCUAUUCCCAGCAGAGCAGUCAGCCCUACGGACAGCAGAGUUACAGCGGUUACAGCCAGUCCACGGACACUUCAGGCUAUGGCCAGAGCAGCUAUUCUUCUUACGGCCAGAGCCAGAGCACAGGCUAUGGAACUCAGUCAGCUCCCCAGGGAUAUGGCUCGACUGGCGGCUAUGGCAGUAGCCAGAGCUCCCAAUCUUCUUAUGGGCAGCAGUCCUCCUACCCUGGCUAUGGCCAGCAGCCAACUCCCAGCAGCACCUCGGGAAGUUACGGUAGCAGUUCUCAGACCAGCAGCUAUGGGCAGCCGCCGAGUGGGGGCUACGGCCAGCAGCCUAGCUAUGGUGGACAGCAGCAAAGCUAUGGACAGCAGCAAAGCUAUAAUCCCCCUCAGGGUUAUGGACAGCAGAAUCAGUACAACAGCAGCAGCAGUGGUAGUGGAGGUGGAGGUAGCUAUGGCCAAGAUCAAUCCUCCAUGAGUGGUAGUGGUGGUGGCGGCGGCGGUGGCGGCGGCGGCGGCAGUGGUGGUGGUGGUGGUUAUGGCAAUCAAGACCAGAGUGGUGGAGGCGGCGGUGGCUACGGACAGCAGGACCGUGGAGGCCGUGGCAGGGGCGGCAGCAGUGGUGGCGGCGGCGGUGGUGGUGGUUACAACCGCAGCAGUGGUGGCUAUGAACCCAGAGGUCGCGGAGGUGGCCGUGGAGGCAGAGGUGGCAUGGGCGGAAGUGACCGUGGUGGCUUCAAUAAAUUUGGUGGCCCUCGGGACCAAGGAUCACGUCAUGACUCCGAACAGGAUAAUUCAGACAACAACACCAUCUUUGUGCAAGGCCUGGGUGAGAAUGUUACAAUUGAGUCUGUGGCUGAUUACUUCAAGCAGAUUGGUAUUAUUAAGACAAACAAGAAAACGGGACAGCCCAUGAUUAAUUUGUACACAGACAGGGAGACUGGCAAGCUGAAGGGAGAGGCAACGGUCUCUUUUGAUGACCCACCUUCCGCUAAAGCAGCUAUUGACUGGUUUGAUGGUAAAGAAUUCUCCGGAAAUCCUAUCAAGGUCUCAUUUGCUACUCGCCGGGCAGACUUUAAUCGGGGUGGUGGCAAUGGUCGUGGAGGCCGAGGGCGAGGAGGACCCAUGGGCCGUGGAGGCUAUGGAGGUGGUGGCAGUGGUGGUGGUGGCCGGGGAGGAUUUCCCAGUGGAGGUGGUGGCGGUGGAGGACAGCAGCGAGCUGGUGACUGGAAGUGUCCUAAUCCCACCUGUGAGAAUAUGAACUUCUCUUGGAGGAAUGAAUGCAACCAGUGUAAGGCCCCUAAACCAGAUGGCCCAGGAGGGGGACCCGGUGGCUCUCACAUGGGGGGAAACUACGGGGAUGAUCGUCGUGGUGGCAGAGGAGGCUAUGAUCGAGGCGGCUACCGGGGCCGCGGAGGGGACCGUGGAGGCUUCCGAGGGGGCCGGGGUGGUGGGGACAGAGGCGGCUUUGGCCCUGGCAAGAUGGAUUCCAGGGGUGAGCACAGACAGGAUCGCAGGGAGAGGCCGUAUUAAUUAGCCUGGCUUCCCAGAUUCUGGAACAGCUUUUUGUCCUGUACCCAGUGUUACCCUCGUUAUUUUGUAACCUUCCAAUUCCUGAUCACCCAAGGGUUUUUUUUGUGUCGGACUAUGUAAUUGUAACUAUACCUCUGGUUCCCAUUAAAAAUGACCAUUUUAGUUAAA
Mandrillus leucophaeus (drill) is the source of this 1866-nucleotide messenger RNA. RefSeq names its product FUS RNA binding protein (gene FUS). Lineage: Eukaryota; Metazoa; Chordata; Mammalia; Primates; Cercopithecidae. The record is from RefSeq and is a predicted model, not a curated record. Gene Ontology annotation, molecular function: RNA binding; transcription coregulator activity. Bases 100 to 1698 code for a protein of 532 amino acids. Gene Ontology annotation, cellular component: nucleus. The transcript is spliced from 15 exons. Gene Ontology annotation, biological process: regulation of DNA-templated transcription.